Molecule: messenger RNA, 6369 nt
Organism: Nerophis ophidion (straightnose pipefish)
Lineage: Eukaryota; Metazoa; Chordata; Actinopteri; Syngnathiformes; Syngnathidae
Product: voltage-dependent calcium channel subunit alpha-2/delta-2-like
Exons: 38
Coding region: 348-3644 (1098 amino acids)
Cellular component (GO): voltage-gated calcium channel complex
Molecular function (GO): voltage-gated calcium channel activity
Source: RefSeq, a predicted model, not a curated record
AUACAUUUGUGUGAGAGUAAACUAAGCAAUAGCGAGUGUGACCGGAUGCUGAUAAUUAUCCAUGGUAUCGACGCUACCGACCUUUGUAUCGCCCAGCCUCGGCGAGGAAAAGGAGGAGGUGGUGUAAGUGGGAGUAGUAUCAGCUGAGAUUCUGCAGUGUCUUCUUCAUUCGAGCAUCUCCGUGAUGCGUUCACGGCCAAAGCCUUCCUCCUCUUUCCCGUGCGUCCUCGUCUCAGGCGCGGCGGAGAUGAAUUCUCCCGCCAACUGAACCGGACGCCAGUCCUCUUUCUCUUCCCGCCUUCAUUUCCUUCUUUCUCCCUUCUCGCGUCCGUCCGUUCGAAUGGAAGAUGGUGGCGAUAGGCGGGAGGUGUUUCAGCGACGUCCGCCUGCUGUCUCUGCAGGUCAUCGUGAUGCUCGGCGGCGCGGCGUGGCCUUCUUCGGAGGGACUCACCUUCCCUCAGCAGUACACGAUAAUGCACUGGGCGAGGCGCAUCGAGCAGGAGAUUGACAGAGUCUUUCAGCACAUCAGUGGAGCUCAGCAGCUAAAAGGGAUAUACAACGAAGAAAGAAGACGUUUUAGUUUGGUGAAGAAUCAGCCUCGAAAGAUUGUGGAGAAGGUGGCCUCAGACAUCGAGAAACUUCUGGCUAAGAAGCGCAAAGCUCUCGAAAGGUUAGCCAGAGAGGCAGAGCAGCUCCAGCGAGAGCAUUCCUGGCAGGAUGGCAUCAAGGAGCUGGACAUGGCGUACUAUGACUCCAAGGCGGAGCUGGAUUAUUAUUCCAUGGAUGGAGAAAGCGAAGUGGAGAAUCCUUCCCACAUCAAGCUGGAGUUUGUGUACGACCCCAAUUUCAAAAACAACGUCAACUAUUCCUACACGGCAGUUCAGAUUCCCACGGACAUUUACAAAGGAGCUCCGGUCAUUCUUAAUGAGCUGAACUGGACUCAGGCCCUGGACAAAGUCUUCAUGGAGAACAGUCGGGAGGAUCCGUCACUACUGUGGCAAGCAUUCGGGAGCGCCACUGGGGUGACCCGCUACUACCCUGCCAGUCCGUGGAAAGCCCCUGAUAAAAUUGACCUAUACGACGUCAGGAGGAGACCCUGGUACAUCCAGGGUGCUUCCUCCCCCAAAGACAUGGUCAUUCUUGUCGAUGUGAGCGGCAGUGUCAGCGGGCUCACAUUGAAGCUAAUAAAGGCGUCAGUGAUGGAGAUGCUGGACACUUUGUCUGAUGACGACUAUGUCAACGUGGCUCGGUUCAACGAGAAGGCGGAGGCGGUGGUUCCAUGCUUUAAACAUCUGGUACAGGCCAACGUGCGCAACAAGAAGAUUUUCAAGGAAGCAGUGCAGCAAAUGCAGGCCAAAGGCACCACCGACUACAAGUCUGGAUUUCAUUUCGCCUUCAAUCAGCUGUUAAAUAAAACAAACGUGCCCCGCGCCAACUGCAAUAAGAUCAUCAUGCUCUUCACGGACGGCGGCGAAGACCGAGCCCAGGACGUCUUCAUGCAGUACAACUGGCCCAACAAAACGGUUCGGGUUUUCACCUUUUCUGUGGGUCAGCACAACUAUGACGUCACGCCCCUGCAGUGGAUCGCCUGUACAAAUAAAGGUUACUAUUUUGAGAUUCGUUCCAUCUGCGCCAUAAGGAUUAACACCCAGGAAUACCUGGACGUCUUGGGGCGCCCAAUGGUGCUGGCGGGCAGCGAGGCCAAGCAGGUCCAGUGGACUAAUGUGUAUCAGGAUGCUUUGGGUCUUGGUAUGGUGGUGACCGGGACCUUGCCUGUGUUUAAUCUUACCAUGGACGGAAACCUACAGAACCAACUGAUUUUAGGUGUCAUGGGAGUGGACGUGCAUCUUGAUGAGAUAAAACGCCUGACACCCCGUUACACUCUUGGGGCCAAUGGUUACAUAUUUGCAAUGGACCCAAAUGGAUAUCUUCUGCUUCAUCCUAAUCUCCAGCCUAAGCUGGUGAACCUUCCAGAACCUGUAACGCUGGACUUCCUGGAUGCAGAAGUGCAGGACAGCAAUAAAGAGGAGAUCCGUCGGCAGAUGAUUGAUGGGCGUCCAGGUGACAUGCAGGUCAAAACUCUCAUCAAAUCUGUUGAAGAGCAAUACAUUGAUGAGGUAUACAGAGGUUACACCUGGACACCAAUAAAUGGUACAGAUUACAGUCUGGGGCUGGUUCUGCCGCCAUACAAUGAGUACUACAUCCAGGCGGACCUCAGUGACGUGAUGCUCCAACUGCAGUACAUGCAGUCGUUGCUGCCCAGCUCCUUUGAAUCUUCAGGCCAUGUCUUUCUGGCUCCAAGGGAAUACUGCAAGCGUCUGCAGCUUUCAGACAACAACACCCAGUUCUUGCAGAAUUUCCUCUCGCUCAUGUUGGAAAUUUCUCCUGAAUCGGACGAGUGUGACCAAGCGCUCAUUCACAACCUGAUAUUUGACUCCAGGAUCAUCGGGCAGCUGGCCUCACGAGUGUGGAAGAACAAGGAUCUUAAUUCAUAUGGCUUCCUGGCUGUGUUUGCGUCCACCGAUGGCGGCAUCACACGGGUCUUCCCCAACUUAGCUGCAGAGUUAUGGGAAGAGGAUCCUGAACCUUUCAAUUCAAACUACUAUCGACGCAGCCUGGACAACAAAGGUUACAUGUUCAGAGCGCCACCAAGAUCAUCUUUGGAUGACCUGUUAGGACCAGAAAACAGCACAGUUGGAAUCCUGGUUAGUUCAGCUGUGGAGGUUAAUCUAGGAGGCAAACUCCUCAAACCUGCUGUGGUGGGAGUGAAGCUGGACCUGGAAGCAUGGGUGGACAAAUUCAAGAUCCUGGCCAGCAAUGUGUCAGACAGUCGACAAGGCUCACAUAAGUGUGGACCAUCCAGGAGUUGUGAGAUGGACUGCGAGGUCAACACUGACGACCUCCUCUGCUACCUUGUCGACGAUGGUGGCUUCCUGGUUAUGUCCAAUCAAAGAGAUCACUGGAAAAAGAUAGGCCUAUUUUUUGGAGAGGUGGACCCUUACUUGAUGCACGCCCUCUACAACAACUCCAUCUUCAACCGACACCAGACUUUCCACUUUCAGUCAGCGUGUGAGCCGGUCAGCAGCAGCCACACAGGGGCAGCACCGAGACGUUUCUUUGUGCCGUCCAUUGCCGACAUGCUCAACUUGGCCUGGUGGACAUCUACAUUGGCCUGGUCGUUGAUGCAGCAGCUGCUUCACGGACUAGCGCACUACAGCUGGCUGCAGCAAGGUAAGAUCCUAGCAGAAGGCUUUGAGAUGAAAACCAGCAGCUGUGUGACUAUCCAGAGCCAGUUCUCCUUCACAAACACCACCAACUCGUACAACGUGCUGCAGGACUGUGGCAACUGCUCACGGCUAUUCCAUGCCAAGCGAAUAGAAAACACCAACCUCCUCUUUGUGGUUGCUGAGACGCUUCCAUGCAGCUCCUGUGAGAUAGAGAGACUAAGCCAAGUCAGGACCGUGUUCCAGGAGGAGAAUCCUUGUGACGUACUGAGCAAUGCACGAUAUCGGAGAGGCCCGACAAGCUGCCUGGACUACAGUGCCUUAGAGAAUACUUCCCAGUGUGGAGGGGCUCAUUUAUUGCAGCCCUCCAUGGUGGUUCUGCUUGUCCUUCAAAUCAUUCUUCCUUGCAUACACCUUUGACAGGUGCUGCCAACCAGUUUGCAGUACAAUGCUGUUGUGUUCCCUCUUCUGUCUGCCGGCUGUUCCAGCCUGCAGUGCCUUGUUCCACUCACUCUGGAUGUUACUUCCACAUCAUCCUGUAUCGUCAUCACUUUUUUUUUUUUAAACACAGGAAGAAGCGCGGAAGGAAAGGACUCUGCUUUAUGCCUUCUUCAAACUGUGGUUCAGUCAUGAAUCAAAGCACAGAUUUUUCGUACAUUUCUAAUACAUCACACACACACACACACACACACACACACACACACACACACACACACACACACACACACACACACCUGAUUCUGAAAGGCUGUGUCAUCUGUUGACUUAACAAGUGAAUGUGUAGGAUGUUUAUGGACAUGUCAGCCUGCUGUUGUGCAUCUCUGCUGUACCCAAGCAUGUAGGGGAAGGUUUGAUAAAACUUAGCAUUAAAAAUAUACUGAAAAAACAAACAAACAUAGCUUUUACCUUGCAGCAUUGAAUUUAAACAACACUGCUCUGAAAAAUGUUGAUUGCCUGCAAAGUAUUGAGAUCAGUGUUGUAUUUUUUAUUUUUUUUUUGCUUUGUUUUUUAAUGUGCAGUAUUUAUUUGCAUGGUCUUCGGAACACUUUCAACUUUUGUGUAUUAAUGUAUGAAACAUUCCUCCUGGUGUACAAAUGGUUGAGGAUCAACAUUUGACUUCAGUGAAGUUUAUCUGAUGAAUUGAUGCUGCCAGUUUAAGCACAAAUAGGUGUAAAGAAACAUACUGCCUGAUGUACCGUGUCAUUUAUUUAGCUCUUUAAAGGUGCCAGAUGUAAUAAUGUGGCCAGAAAUGAUACUGCAAUCACGGUCACACUUCUGUAGUCCCUUCCCACUCUCCAUGACUCAGGUCGCCAGAUACGCAGUCAAAUCCGAAUCCUACUCCAAGGAACUUCAAAUGCCAAGUGACAAGUCCUAAGUAGUAGGUUUCUCUUGUUUAUGCUCCUUGCAAGAUGGUUUACUAAGUCAUUAUGCCACAUUUUACUGAUGUCAAAUAGCCAAAUGUACUUGUAAAGUUACGCUGCAAUAUUUUUGUCAGGAGUCGGGACAGAUUGUUGGCAUUACCCUGCUAAAAUUUAUAGUUUGACCGCACGGACCACCAUGGAAAUAAUUAUAUAUAAUAAUAUAUUACAUAUCGCCUACUUUGAUAGCAAGCCAAGGCCAACACUAAAAUUACCGCCACAUUUCGUUUAGCAUAACUCCAUGUUGCAUUCAACCUGGCGCAUUGCAUUCUCUUCCAUGUACGCACAUCACCAUCUUUCAGGGCAGAGGGCAAUUUUAUGAGCCAACCCACUUUAUGCAUAAAUCAUACAGCCUACUACCAUGUCAAUACACAAAGUAGAAAAUCAUUAUAUGUAAUGCAGUAUAUUGUGCCAAGCAAAUACCACCCCAUACGUGCCUGAUGCACAUACAGUAGCAGAAACCGCAAUUAGCCGUGCUAAUGGUGGAACCCAUUUCCUCAGCGUAUCAGCAUAUUGAGAAGGAAAUAGGCACUGACACUACCCAUAUCCACAUUGGUUUUAUUUGUCGAUAAUAUAUUGUCAGUUGGAUGACACAUUGACAUACAGGCUAACGGGCAUAUAUUUCCCCCGUUAGCCUAUAUGUUGAUGUGUCAUUGACAUGCCAACUAAGCAUUAUACUGGGAGCUGAACAUCGCACUAUAAGCAACAUUGCACAAACAUACUAGCUUUGUUAGACAAGGUCAUAGACUGUAUUGGACAAAAUAGUUUACGGAUGAAAUGAGUAUUUCCAUUUAUUAAAAGUAAUAAGAAAACGUAAAUACCUUACCUAUCAAGGAGGAAAUUGGCAAGUUUGGCAUCGGAUGAAAACAUAUUCUCCACCUUUAAUCAUCUCCAUCUUUCAAAGGCAUCACCAUACAAAUCCUCAUUUUGUUCCUGGCUUUGUCAUGAAUAGGUUGAGAAUAAUAACGACGCCUUUUAUAUUUACUGAAGUCUGACAUGUUUAGUAACUUUACCAGUGGCAGUAGCUCGACGAAGAUGGCGGUAUGUAACUGGCAACCUGGAUGUGACACACUCACUGACUUUUUAAUUGGUCAAAACGGUAUAGGGCGGGGCAUCAAAAUGAAAACAAUAACAAUAUUUUGGGAAUGUAAAUCUAAGUUUGAAAUGACCAUAUCCUGGUUAAACUACCGUUAUCAGUUAUAGAGGUAUUUGAAAAGAACAUGAUUUGUUAAUGCCUUUUGACAUUUCAGAGCCAUUAAAUUAUUACAUAUGGCACCUUUAACUAAUUAUACCCUGGACAAAAUAAGGAAUGUUUUCCUUAUGAAAUUGAUGUAUUUGUUGCUUAAUCAAUUUAUACAUAUAUAAUGUGAAUUUUAGUUGAUUUAUGUCUUUCUUUGGCUCUUGUGUCAAAUAUUUGAAUAGCACACAAAUGUAUAAAAUGUGUAUGAAGCUUGUGUCAGCACAAUUUACAGGAAAAAAAAAUCUUACAAUUUAAAAAACGCUUAUGUCUACGUCCUAUCCAAAGAAUGUUGUUUCGCUUACGUUGUCGUAUUCGGGACAGAUUCCCACUCUCCGUGCCAGCCUCCCAUCAUGCCACUCCCAGUUUUGUAUGCAAAACAGUCAGCAGAAUACAAAAAGCUAACUUUGUAAACAUUUUGUCAGUCACAUUACAGAUGGAUAUUUAAAUGUUUAUAUCUUUGGUCAUUAAAUGCUAUUGAUAUUUUUCA